Molecule: messenger RNA, 375 nt
Organism: Puccinia graminis f. sp. tritici CRL 75-36-700-3
Lineage: Eukaryota; Fungi; Basidiomycota; Pucciniomycetes; Pucciniales; Pucciniaceae
Exons: 2
Coding region: 1-375 (124 amino acids)
Biological process (GO): regulation of transcription by RNA polymerase II
Cellular component (GO): nucleus
Source: RefSeq, a predicted model, not a curated record
AUGGAACUCAACCUACUCCCAACUCAUCAGCAUAAUCAGAUCAUUGAAUGGCAGAGGCAUAAACGACACGGCAUUGACCGGAAGUACUACCUUGAAAAAUCGGACUUCAACUUAGCACGCCACCUGGCAGAGGUAAUGAAUAUAUUCUACGAAAUAACCCUCCAGAUCUCAACCCCUGGCUCGGCUCGCUUGUCCAACAUUGUUGUAUUCAUUGAUCAAAUUACUGAACACUUAUCAACCGCCAUCAGUGGGACAAAGUAUCCACCAGUGUUGCGCAAUGCUUGUCAAGUUGGCUUGAAACUAACCAACAAGUAUUAUAGCUUGACGGAUAUGUCCCCUCUUUAUAGGAUUGCAAUUGGUAUGUUAGUCUCCUAG